Messenger RNA from Syngnathoides biaculeatus (alligator pipefish), 4103 nucleotides. RefSeq names its product Glyco_hydro_56 domain-containing protein. The record is from RefSeq and is a predicted model, not a curated record. The coding region runs from base 888 to 2507 and encodes 539 amino acids. Gene Ontology annotation, molecular function: hyalurononglucosaminidase activity. The transcript has 11 exons. Gene Ontology annotation, biological process: carbohydrate metabolic process; hyaluronan catabolic process. Lineage: Eukaryota; Metazoa; Chordata; Actinopteri; Syngnathiformes; Syngnathidae.
UACCGGCCCGCGGCCUCUAUCAUGAAAUCAAUAAUAUGCGGCCCGCCAGCACUGUUGACCACAGUAUAAAAUACAUGUGUACAAAAAGCUAUUUUUCAUAUUUUUCAUUUCACCAGAAGAUGGCAGUAGCCCUGUGGCCGCACUCUGGCCGCCGUGACCCUUGACCUUGCGUGAUCGUUUCAGCCCAGCCCAUUUCUAACAUGGCGUCUGUAAACAAAAAAAGGAAAGUUGACCGCGAGGGCCGCCGCUUCCAGGACAAGUGGAAAUUUGAGUAUUUUUUCACUGAAAUACGAAACAACUGUGUCUGCCCAAUUUGCCAAGAGACUGUGGCUGUUUUCAAGGAAUUCAACAUCAAGAGGCACUACCAGACGAAACAUGCUAGCUACGACAAGCUAACUGGGAACAAACGCGGUGAAAAAGUGAAGCAACUGGAAGCUGUUUUAACGGCACAGCAAAGCUUUUUCACAAGAGUCCUGUUAGGCUGCUUCCGGUGCAUCUUUUUCCAUGUCUUCACUAAUCCAGGAGAAUAGUUUGAAUUUUCUAAAGAGGAAUAUGUGAAGGUGAAGAUACUUGAAAACAAUGUCCAGGCUGUGUGGAAAGAACAACCUUGCCCUUGGGGAGAGUCUUCCUUCUAACUCUGGCCUUUCCCUGUGGAGUUUGUUUUCCCACUCAGGAGGCGAGGUACAACCUGGACUGGAUGCCAGCCUGUUGCAGGACACUCAUACAUAAACAAACAAACAACCAGUUGCACACCGACAGGCAUUUUGGAGUCUUCAUGUAAUCUCCAAUGCAUGUUUUUGGGAUGAAUCCAGAGUAACCGGCGAAAUUCCACCCAGGCAAGAAGCAUGGCGGAGUGAGGAGUGAGAGCCUGACACUCAACAGCUCAAAUGGCCAAGUGGACCAACCCCCUACUGAAUGUGAAGGCAAAAUGGCCACUUUUUAAAUACAGGACUAAGCUAUGGGCUACCUUUUACUCUUCAGCUGGCCUUCUAGGACAGAGAACGGUUCCGCUGGCCCUCCUCGUCUUACUGCUAGCUGGCCUCAGUACAGCUGGUCCGCCACAGCGAGCUCGCCCACCUCUUCUCUCGGGACAGCCUUUUAUCAUUUUCUGGGGCAUCCCUGACGCCAGCUGCUCCAUGAGGCCCGAUCCAGGAUCUUUUGGGAUGGAGCGCGAGGGCCGUGUGGCCGUCUUCUACGAGGACACGCUUGGAAGUUACCCGUAUUUUAUAGACAAAGACACAUUGGUCAAUGGAGGCUUACCACAGCACACACGGCUGGACAGCCAUCUUGAGAAAAUUCAGAUGGAUUUAGAUGCAGCUUUACCUAUGCCCAGGUACCUCGGCCUGGGAGUGGUGCACUGGGCCGAGUGGCUCCCGCAGUGGUUGAGAAAUCGAGAGAAGAAGGCCGUGUAUCAGGAGGCAUCGAGGAACUUGCUGAAGGCCUUUUUCCCUAACUGGACUCCGGAGGAGGUGGAGAAGUGGUCACGGGUGGACUUCGAGGCAGCCGCCCAGUCAGUGAUGAUGGAAACCCUGAGAGAAAUCAAACGGCUGCGGCCCAAAGCUUUAUGGGGUGUCUCCCCUUACCCGAGCUGCUUCAACGGCGAUUCUGCCCAGACCGCGUCAGCCAAUUACACUGGCCGGUGCCCCCCUGCUGAAAAGCUCCUCAAUGAUGAGCUUCUGUGGCUCUGGAAGCGAUGCUCUGCCCUUUACCCUCUUCUCACUCUGGAGAAGCUUCAGGGUGGAACCUCCGGAGCGAGACUUUAUUUGUCCAAUCAAAUCCAGGAAGCGCUGCGUGUUUCCUCUCUGGCCGGAGCGUCGUUCGAUCUUCCCGUGUUUCCGCUGGUCAACAGUGUGUACGCCUCGACCAACACUUUCCUGUCCCAGGCAGACCUGGUCAGCAGCAUUGGCGAAAGUGCUGCCAUGGGAACAGCUGGAGUGGUCAUCUGGCAGAGAACUGAUACCAAGACUGAGCGAGAAUGUCAGGACCUGGCAGAGUUCAUCAGCGAGGUCUUGGGACCUUACUCCAUUAACGUAACCACAGCAACCAGGCUCUGCUCAGCCUCCCUCUGUGAGGGAAAAGGUAGAUGCGUCCGUCAAAAUCCGGACAGUUCCGCCUACCUCCACCUUCCGCCGCCCGCUGACGCGAUGGAGAAGGUGACAGAAAAGGAGGCGGACGCGCCCAAAGCCACAGACGAGCCCGGUCCAGACACCAAAGCAGCUGAGCCGGACCCAGCUGAGAUGUGGAAGAAAGACUUCCAGUGUCAGUGGUACAAGAAUUCGGACGGAGACAUCUCAGAUCAGCAGUCCCCCAAAGAUGGAGCCUCUGUUGAUGGGACGCUUGAUGACGUUUCCAAAGAUCUUGGAGGCUCUUUGGGAACCUUUUCUCCAGAGUCCAUCACGAAAGUUGCUUCCACGACAAAGCCAAGUGAAAACACUUCCGCACCUUUGAUUUCAAACUCUUGCACCGUUUUGUGGCUGCUGCUGACUUCUUGUCUGUAUGUGGACUGAAGCAACCUUUUAGCCGGAGCAUUCGACUGAAGUGCCUUUGAGCAAGAAUGAGGACGUGUCACACAAGUCUGCAUUCAACUUUCUGGGGACGUGCCAACGCACACCGAUACUGUAACACUUGUCACUUUGUCACUUGGCUUUUGGGCAACUUUAACAGGACUUGGAAGGACGUCAUCACACUGCCAAUGAAAAAGAGAUUGAAAACCCAAAUACAAAAAAGCAGUUUGUACUAUUGUCAUUGUUUUUGAUUACUCUCUUCUCCAGUGUUUGGAAAUAAAGGUUUAAUCAUUCAACCUCAUAGCAAACCUAUACGGAUGCAUUUUUGUUUUGGGAGCAGGGGGAAUCCAGGAGCAACCCAAAUAUUAAAUAUGCUCAUGAAUGGUGCCAUUUAUCGUAAGGGUAGUUUUUUUCUAUAUAUAUAUAUUUUUUUCUGUACAAAUAGCCCACUAGGGGAGACAAUGAGAAACCUCGACGGCGAGUGGCAGAGGGAGGGCUCCCCUGCAGACAGCAAUGGAUGUGACAGAUUCGGCAUCGUCACCUAGCGCCCUCUUCGAGCACGUGACGACGAUCACUUCAAUAUUGCCUGUUAACCUAAAAUCUACAAAACAAAAUAUUACACGAGGAAUACAUUGAUGAGCGAGUAAGCUUUCUCUUAAAGCCGUGUGAAAGUGGAAAACCUUUAGGUUUGAAAAAAAAAAAAAGCCUAUCUAGUUCCAAACAUAACUUUUAGUUACUCUGUUCUUCCUUAAUGCGACGACGCCACUACCACCACCACAAGAAAAAAAUGAAUAAAAUAAAACAAUACUACACAAAGCUCUAGCGUUAAUUGAGCUUUACUGGCCCCUCGUGGCCGUAGGGCGCUAAGCAGCUGCUGAGUUCACUUGUGCCUUGGGCCAGCUCUGCACUUACUUGACCCAAGACUAGUAGCAGAAACAAUGAACGUUUCGGGUUUGUGACAACCCAAGGUCUGUAGAACAGCCUUUGAACAAACGGAUCACUGUUGUAAGGAAUACUUGUUUUUUUCUUCUUGAAUAGCUUUCUUUUUAAGGUCACACUAUGCUUUCCAUUUAUUUUUGUUGUUUUGGUUGUGGGUUUACUUGGGCAUGGGAAAAACAAAAAAGCAAAAAAGAAUGAGGCACAGUACACAAGCAGGCCAGUACGAAAAUUAUCCAUGGUGCAGUAUUGGGCUGUGACCUGCUCAUAAUCUGUUUUUGUUUUUUAAUUACUUUACAGCUUCUCAAAUUAAACCUCGCAGAGGCGAGUUUAAGAACCACUGAUUCCGCAGAUCGGUGUGCCUAUAUCAGAAGACUGAGAAGGACCGCCAAGAGAGCUUCUUACCACCACUCUUUGGACAAGUAGACAAGUACACGCCACACUGCAUUCUGCUUUUCAUUCUUGGACAUUUCUGGACAUUUGUUGACAUGGAGUAUUCGCUGGAAAGAAGAUUGGCCUGGUUAGUCAACUCUAGUGAAUAUUCAUAGCCUGACUCAACUACUCGCUCUUUGAACUUCUAUUCUGUGUAGAUUGUUUUAUUAUUUUCGUGUUGUGUUGUUGUGUGUGUGAUUGUCUUCAACGCAAUACAACUGCUUUGUCAUA